AUGGAAGAAGAGCAACCACUCAUAGCCGGAAUAACGAUUCUGAAGGAAAGCUGUGCCAAUGCUCGCCAAGUGUUUCGUAUUGCACAGAAUUUGAAGCUUUUGAUUGAUAAAAUCAUUCCUACAGUGUUUGAAGAGAAGGAUAUUACCUCAUCACACUCCCCCAUCUUAAACUCCAAAGUUAUCGAGUUAGCUUAUGCUGCAGCUGGUGGUAAAGGUGAUGGUAAGGAAGGUACAUCGUCUUACAAGUAUAGGGCGGCAUUGAUCUUUGCACUCUUAAAAGUUACAGACUGGUACUGGCAACAGGCUGAUUACGAGCUCUAUGACAAUGAGCUUUACUCUUUAAGGGCUGUCGCAGCUCAAGCGUUGGCUGCAGCGAUCAUUGAAAGGACUCUUGAUGACGAAUACUUAUUUUUGGGAAUGCUAUGCCACAGGUACACGAUUAGUCUUGAUGGUGUUGAAAGUGAGCCUGUGAGUGCAUUGGAGUUGGCAGUUGAUAUGCACUCUACUACAAUCAUCGGAUCGUCUGGCUACCAAAGAUGUAUUAAAUGGAUCUGGCGAGGUUGGAUAGUUCAAUCUUCUACUGACCCGCAUUCAUAUGUUCUUUACAAAGGUGUUUCGUCCUCGAAGAUCAGAACCCAUUUUGAUCCAGAAAGAAUCAAAACACCAGCGUAUCAAAAUAUCUUGGAGAUUUUUUUCAGUUUCAUAUACUUGGCGUUGUUCACUAUCAUUUUGAACACGCAUCAAGUGACGACAACACCAAUAGAUUUUUUUGAGUUUUGUUUCUACGUGUUUACUUUGGGUUCUAUCAUUGAUGAGGUCGUGAAACUUUACCAUGUUGGCUGGAAUUACGUUGGGUUUUGGAAUGUGUUCAAUGAUACUAUGUACGGUAUUAUCGUUGUUGCUAUCACUUUCCGUUUCGUGUCUUUGAACCACCACGGCCCACUACGCGAUCUGUACGAUGAAAUGAGCUUCAGAAUCUUGUCUUGCGCUUCCCCUUUGAUGUGGUCCAGACUCUUAUUGUACUUGGAUGCUCAACAAUUCGUUGGCGCGAUGAUUGUGGUCAUUAAGACGAUGAUGAAAGAAUCGCUUUUGUUUUUUGUUCUUUUGGGCGUGAUCAUUCUUGGUUUCUUACAAGGAUUUUUGGGUUUAGAUGCGUCCGAUGGAAAGAGUGAGGCGACAAAGCAUAUUUUCAUUUCUUUACUCAAGGCUGUUGUUGGAGCAUCUGGUUUUGAGGAUGUUGAGGAUUUGGUGCCACCGUAUGCGUCCAUCUUAUACUACAUCUACUCGUUUGCGCUUACUGUCAUUUUGAUGAACAUUCUUAUUGCCUUGUACUCAACUGCGUACGCUGCAAUUGUUGAGAAUGCUACUGACGAGUAUUUUGCUCUCGUCGCUCAAAAAACUUUGAGAUAUGUGCGUGCUCCAGAUACGGAUCUAUACGUUCCACCUUUUAACCUCAUUGAGAUUCUCUUCCUGCCCUUAUGCUUUGUUUUGUCUAAAGAGAACUAUAGAAUUUUCAACCACUAUGUGAUGUUAGUCAUUUACGCUCCAAUGUUAGCGUAUAUCACUAUGGAUGAAUUGAGAAAUGCCAAAAGAAUUCAAUACAAUCGAUUCAAGGGUCUACCAGAUGAUGCAAACGAGAUGAAUACCGAGUGGGAUAUGACGGAUGGGUAUGACGCUGACCAGGCAGAUUCCUCAUGGGAAGGAAUCCGCUCGAGAAACAGUGAGAUUACAGAAGCCAUCAGGGUUCAAAGACUCGCAGAAGCAGAGGACCCUGAGUUUUCCAUCAAUUUGAACCAAUUCAAGACCGACAUAGCCAAAGUAGCACAACCUGUGGCUAGGGCUAAUGCACUUGGUCUUAAAUGGGAGUUUUACGAAGUGUACCAAAAACUCGAGGAAUUGACAGGUUUGGUUGAGACUGUUUUGAACGAAAACAAAAAGCUUAAGAAGGAGCUUUCAGAAACUUCUAAAGGACUGAAGGCUUAA
Molecule: messenger RNA, 1983 nt
Organism: Clavispora lusitaniae ATCC 42720
Lineage: Eukaryota; Fungi; Ascomycota; Pichiomycetes; Serinales; Metschnikowiaceae
Gene: YVC1
Product: Yvc1p
Source: RefSeq, a predicted model, not a curated record